Messenger RNA from Mus pahari (shrew mouse), 1277 nucleotides. RefSeq names its product glutaredoxin 3 (gene Glrx3). The coding region runs from base 58 to 1071 and encodes 337 amino acids. The record is from RefSeq and is a predicted model, not a curated record. Lineage: Eukaryota; Metazoa; Chordata; Mammalia; Rodentia; Muridae. The transcript has 11 exons.
UCCGUCCUGCCCUAUCGAGCCUCCGGCGCUCGACUGCUGGUGUCUGGCGGAGACAGCAUGGCGGCGGGGGCGGCUGAGGCAGCCGAGGCAGCCGUGGCAGUGGUGGAAGUCGGCUCUGCCCAGCAGUUUGAAGAGCUACUGCGCCUCAAAACCAAGUCACUCCUUGUGGUUCAUUUCUGGGCACCAUGGGCUCCACAGUGUGUACAGAUGAACGAUGUCAUGGCAGAGUUAGCUAAAGAACACCCUCAUGUUUCAUUUGUUAAGCUGGAAGCCGAAGCUGUUCCUGAAGUAUCUGAAAAAUAUGAAAUUAGCUCUGUUCCUACCUUCCUGUUCUUCAAGAAUUCUCAGAAAGUCGACCGGUUAGAUGGUGCACAUGCCCCAGAGUUGACCAAAAAAGUCCAGCGACACGUGUCUAGCGGAGCCUUUCCUCCUAGUACUAAUGAACAUCUUAAAGAAGAUCUCAACCUUCGCCUGAAAAAGCUGACUCAUGCUGCCCCCUGCAUGCUGUUCAUGAAGGGAACACCUCAAGAACCACGCUGUGGUUUCAGCAAGCAGAUGGUGGAAAUCCUUCACAAACACAAUAUUCAGUUCAGCAGUUUUGAUAUCUUCUCAGAUGAAGAAGUUCGACAGGGGCUCAAAACAUACUCUAAUUGGCCCACCUAUCCUCAGCUCUAUGUUUCUGGAGAGCUAAUAGGAGGACUCGACAUAAUUAAGGAGCUGGAAGCAUCAGAAGAGCUAGAUACAGUUUGUCCCAAAGCACCCAAGUUAGAGGAAAGGCUCAAAGUGUUGACCAAUAAAGCUUCCGUGAUGCUCUUUAUGAAAGGAAACAAACAGGAAGCAAAAUGUGGAUUCAGCAAACAAAUUCUGGAAAUACUGAAUAGUACAGGGGUUGAAUAUGAAACUUUUGAUAUACUGGAGGAUGAAGAAGUGCGUCAGGGAUUAAAAACGUUCUCAAAUUGGCCAACCUACCCUCAGCUGUAUGUGAGAGGGGAUCUUGUUGGAGGAUUGGAUAUUGUCAAGGAACUGAAAGACAACGGUGAAUUGCUGCCUAUACUAAAAGGAGAAAAUUAGUGAACAUUAAGCAUGGUGUCCAAGGACUGCAAGAAGUAUCUAAUUACCAUGGAACGAUUAAUGAUUUGGUCCUGAGAAGUGGACUAAGAGUAGAGAUACAACACACUCAGCCAUGCUCAGUGUGCUUCACAAAGGUGUGCUGAAGAAACAUGCUACGUUCUCCAUGAAGCAGAGAAGGCAAUAAACUCUUCAAACUCAGCUAAAAA